Stylonychia lemnae is the source of this 990-nucleotide messenger RNA. NCBI's taxonomy places the organism in Eukaryota, Ciliophora, Spirotrichea, Sporadotrichida, Oxytrichidae. The record is from the annotation of a GenBank genome assembly.
AUGCUAUAUUACUCAACGCUAGUGUUCUACUUCCUGCUUUGUCUUGGAGCAGUGCUUUGGUUUAUAUUUGGACUAGGUUGCGCUUUCAAAAGGAUGCAAAGACAUAAUAAAGUGGUAAGGAAAAAGCUUUAGGAAAUUAGGAACAAGAUCAGCUGGAAGAAUGAGCUAGAUGAGAGAAAGAAGAGUGAGUUUCUUGUUGUCAGAGACUACGUAUAACUUCAAAACAACAAGAGAGCUUACAUUGAGAAGAAGAUUAAUGGUAAGAAGGAGUAGGAACUACCGAAGUCAGUCAAAGAGGCCAUGAAGAGAUCCCAGGAAAAAUAAAAAGUCAGAAAUAGACUGAGGUUUGAGAAGGACAUUAAAGAGCUGCAUUUGUACAAGAGAAGAAUACCCAAGUGCUUGUACUUGCCGAACCCUGACAUAAGAAGUAGAGAGGAGAGUGAGGAUGAUGUAGAGGAGGAUGAUGACUUUGACAGGAUUGAUUCACAGCAAAGCUUGAACAUGCAUUAGAUUGAUGAAGAUAAUCCAGGACAAACAAGCAAUGAUAAAAGAAGAAUGCUUUAUGAAAAAGAGAAAAAUGAGAGUCAUCUCAAAAGGACCUAAAGAACAGAGAAGCACUUCAAGAAAGAAUUUAUAGACAGUGUCUAGUACAAGAAGAAAUCAAUCAAGUAUGGCAAGCUUAGAAAACGAAGACUUAAAAAUGUAGAGCAUUAACCCCCUAAUAAGAGUUAAGAGGAUGAUUAGAAUAGUAAGUAAACUUUAUUUGCGGUGCCUGAUUAGGCUGAGAUUAUCAAGAGGCGCAUGUCAUUUAGUAAGAGAGAUAACUUAAUGAACAGCGAAAUCAAGAAGCAAAUAGACAAUUUCAUGAGUUUGCAUUUAAACCAUUUAUCGUCAUCUGGAGAGUUCAAAAGUUAAAGUGGUAGUUAGUCAUCUUCUUAACCCCGUGAAAAUGAAGUUAAUGAAAAGAUAGAUUAUUUUAAAGAAGAUUGA